GCAAAUGUAAAACAGCAUUGAAUAUAUUAUGUAAUAAUUGAUGAAGCUAUCUUAGGUUAUGAAAACUUGUUUUAAAUAUUGUAGCAGCCAGUGGUAAAUCCAUAUGUUAUUAAAGAACAUCUCUUAAUGAAAAUUUAAGACUUAUCUAAGAAAUUUGGAAUAUUACUGGAGUGGAAUAUAGGAAUAUUUUUUAACUGUUUUAACUAACAAUACGAAAAAUGUACACUAACAUCAAUCAAUUUUAGAAUGUACUUUUUACCAAAAGUAAAAACAAAAAAUAAUGUUUAAGGAUAUAUACAUGAAUUACCCAUUUAUUUUUGUCAAAUGUUUUUGUAUUCUAUUAUUGGGAAAGUUUAUGGAGGCAAACAAAAAUAAUGUUCUUUUAGGCUUGAUAGUUGGCUAUUAAGAAAUUGUGUUAGGUAAUUUUUUUAAAAGACAAUUUUGUAAUACUUCCAUUUGGCAUUUUAGAAAAUAGUGACAGUAUUCCCAACAUGGGUAACUUGGUGUUCACCUAUCCUUCAUCUAUUCUUAAGUUUUUUAAUUUAUGUCACAAAUCAGUUCAAAAUGUUUUAUUCUCCGAAAAUUUGAUGUUUCACAAUGAAGUAUUGAAAGGGAACCCAAGGUAUAAAAAAUGAUGUUGGAUACUAUAGAGCUUAAAAAGUUGGUUAACAAGUCUUUCUAAUUUUUUUUAAAAGCUCUUUUCGUUCUCAAGAUAUUCACAUUUAAAGAAUUUCAGAUUUAAUUAUGCUGCAUAAAUUAUAAUGUCAUAUUUAAGCAUACAUAAAUUUUGACAUUUUAUGUCAUCAGUAAUUUUAGACCUGUUUAGGGAUGUGCAUUCAAACUUUAUCAAUGCAUAGAUAUUAUAAAGGUGAAUUCAUUAAGAUAAAAUUUUUUGCCAAAAUGACAUUCGUUUAUUCGCCCCAAUACUUAAAUAUGACAGCAUAAUUAAAUCUGAAAUUCUGUAAAUGUGAAUAUCUUGAGAAUGAAAAGACCUUUUAAAAAAAUUUGAAAAGACUUAACCAACUUUUUAAGCUCUAUAAUAUAUAAGUCCAACAUCAUUUAAUACAUCGGAUUCCCUUCAACUGUCAAAGGAUUUAUUAACCAUAUCCCACCCACUGCCCAAUGUCAGUUGGUGCUUAGCAUACAGUAUUCAAUUUGUAUGUCACUUUGGAUACAAAGAAAAAAUUUUUGUAAAGAAUAAAUGCAAAAAAGAACAAACUCUUAACACAUCAGUUAUUUAUAAUCAACGAGACUAUGUUAAUUUUUUGACUACCAGACAUCCUGUCUUUUUAAUUUGCGGAAGUUGAAGGUUGAAACAAUUUAUAUAUUUGGAAUAAUAAUAAUAAUAAUAAUAAUCAACAAUUAUCAUUUUUCAAAGGGGCACCCGCAUAGUAUGUAAGCAUGAAGGAGAAGGGGUCAAGCCAAAAGAGUAAAAUUAUUUAUGGACAGCACGUAAUGUAUAAACAUAUUUUUUGCACCACAAAACCUCUUUAUUUUGUGUGAUAAAAGCUAUUACAUUUCAAUUUUUUUAAAAAAUUGGUUUUAUUUUUGAUUCUCGAACAUUUCAAACAAUCUAUUUCUAUGGAUAGUCAUUCACCCCUUAAAAUCCACAGAAAUUAACACGUCUAAGCAAAGUCAACAAAAAUAUAUCUGAUUUAUUAACAUGACCCAGUCAUAGUUGACAAAUGAUCAACAGGUAUUAAUAUAGAGAUAGUUAAUGUUAUGGAACCUGGGAAAAAGUAAAAUAAAAAUAGCUUAAGAAAUUGUAGCAAAGUUAAAUGUAAAUAUAAAAUGUUUAAAGUAGAGGGUGCAUAUAAUUAGAAGUUUAUUUACAAGCCGUGUUUCUGUACAGUAGGGGGUAGGGGCCUAAUUUUAGCAAUCUUUGUGUAUGUGCAGAUAAAGUGGAUGUCUUGAAAAAGGCUGGCAAAGGAUGGCUGUCUGCUGAUGUUUGACUUUCUCUUUUAUGUAAAAAUUUUUAGCCCAUUGUUUUCUUGCUUAAUUUCUGAAAGUUUUGUAUGUCUGGCCCAGCAGAUUUUUGUAAAUUAUUUUGACUUAACAUAUAUUUAUAUAUAUUUUAGAUAAUGUUAAGAAUAAUUACCUCAAGAUGGCAACCUCAACAUUUUAUUUUGAAAUUCACUAAGAAACAAACCAGCAUAACAUUGUUUUCUACUCAUUCAAAACCCAGUUUGAAAAAAUGUAGCAGGUGUGGACAGGGCAUUUUAUCUAGAUCUAUACUUAAUUUCCACAACACUAAGUUGACCAUAAAUACUCUUGCAAAAAAUAAUAUAGCCAGUCAACAGAGUAGAGAUGUAUGGAGGUUGUUGUCAUUGGCAAGACCAGAAAAAUGGAAAAUAGGAGGCGCAGUUGUUUUGCUUCUUGUAUUUUCUUCCAUUUCCAUGUCUGUACCGUAUUUUAUUGGUAAAAUAUUUGAUAUUAUGUACACUCCGAAGGAUGAACAUGCAAGCAUGCUGUCAAAUUUACGAACAAUAUGUUUUACUCUAUCUGGUGUAUUUUUGCUUGGUGCAUGUGCAAAUGUUGGAAGACUUUACAUGAUACAAUCAGCUGGUCAAAAGAUUAUUCAAAGACUACGUAGCAAAACAUUCUCUGCAAUAAUUUCUCAAGAGAUGGCAUUUUUUGAUAGGACAUCCUCUGGUGAAUUAAUAAAUCGAUUAUCUUCGGAUACGACACUUGUUGGUAAAGCGGUCACUGAUAACGUCUCAGAUGGUCUACGUGCAACUGUUCAAGCAAUUGGUGGAAUUUCUUUGAUGGUAUAUACUUCUCCCAAAUUAGCGACUGUUGCUCUGUUUAUUGUUCCACCUGUAGUUCUUUUUGCUGGUGUGUAUGGACGUUUUGUGCGCAAGAUAACAAGGAGUGUUCAAGAUAAACUUGCUGAUUCCAGUCAAAUAGCAGAGGAAAGAUUUAGUAAUAUGAAAACUGUUCGUGCGUUUGCACAGGAACAUAACGAAAUGAAAGUUUAUAACCAGAAAGUUCAAGAUGUGUAUGAUCUUGCUAGGAAAGAAGCACUAGCUAGAGCAGCUUUCUUUGGAUUUAAUGGUUUUUCUGGCAAUUGUAUAGCUCUUCUUGUUUUAUACAAUGGUGGUGUCAUGAUGGCUGACUCACUUAUCACUGUUGGUGAUUUGACUUCAUUUUUAAUGUAUACAGUUUAUGUUGGUAUAUCUAUAUCGGGUCUUGGUACAUUUUACACCGAGCUGAUGAAAGGUCUGGGUGCAAGUACAAGGAUAUGGAAUAUAAUUGACAAGCAGCCUGCUAUUCCUUUAAGUGGUGGUACACAGAUUUCUGAAGCGAUUAAGGAUCAAUCUAUACAAUUUGAAAAUGUAAUGUUUUCCUAUCCUGCAAGACCUGAAAUACAAAUUCUUAAUAAUUUUCAACUGCAUGUUCCCUCUGGUUCAGUUACUGCUAUUGUUGGGGAGAGUGGUAGUGGAAAGAGUACAAUUGGUUCCUUACUGCUACGUCAUUAUGAUGUUAAUGGUGGCGGUAUAAAAAUAGGUCACCAAGAUAUUACUUCAUUUGAUCCUUCUUCUCUACGCCAACAUAUAGGAACAGUAAACCAGGAACCCAUUUUAUUCUCAACAACCAUCAGUAAAAAUAUUGGAUAUGGUAUAGAUAAUGAUGUCAGUGAUGAAGAAAUUCACAUGGCUGCCAAGAAAUCUCAUGCUUAUGAAUUUGUUACUAGCUUUCCAGAUGGCUUUGAAACAGUUGUUGGAGAGAGAGGCCAAAUGUUGUCAGGCGGACAAAGACAGAGGAUUGCAUUAGCAAGAGCAAUAUUAAAGGAUCCUUGCAUUCUGUUGUUGGAUGAAGCUACUAGUGCUCUUGAUGCUGAAAGUGAGCACCUAGUGCAGGAUGCAUUACAGAAGCUUAUGAGAGAUAGAACAACCAUUAUUAUUGCUCAUCGCUUGUCAACAAUCAAAACAGCUGAUCAAAUUGCUGUCCUACGAAAUGGUGCAGUUGCUGAAGUGGGUGGUUAUUAUGAACUUUUGAAGAAAGAGAAUGGUUUGUUUCGACAACUUGUUGAAAAGCAAUCCCUUGAUAAUUCAUAAAUGAUUACAGUAUUUUUGUAUUAAACAAUAUUCCUUUUUUAAUGAAGCGUUGUGACACGUUUAUGUUUUUAUGUGAAUUUAUUUUUUAAAGAUAUAAUAUGCUGUCUCUGUAAAGCAAUUUUGAAGGUUUUGUUCUGCUAAAUCAAACAUUAUUUUCAUUUUUUUAUUGUUUUGUUUUAUUUAUAAAAAUGCUUAGGAUUACCUAUUUUAUAUCAAAGCGGGAUUGUAAUUUAUUUAAGAAAAAUUAUUUGGAUCCUGUAAUGUUCACCAUGGAGUUGUUGCUGUCAGGUACUCAAUAAAAAAAUGUUUUUUUUAACAACAAAACCGUAUUAUAUUUCGACAAGCUUUUAGUGGCAACAAUCCGCCUUGAUCACAUAAAUACGUACAAACACGAUAUAGCAAUUUUUUUAUAAAAUCAUAUACACAAGUAAUCAAAUAAAGUACAUUUGUAAUGCUAAAACAAUUCUAAAGGCAUAGAUUGAACAACAUCAAAAUCGACAAAGGGAGCAAAACAGCAUAUUUUCAAGAAUUAUGAAAAAAUAUCUUUUGUUUUUUAGUGAAUAUUCCCCAAAUUAAGAAAUGGGUCUAUAAAAGCUAACUAUUUGAAAUUAAUUAACAUUUCGAAGUCUUUAUGGGUGCUAAACUUUCUAUGAAUGCUGAAAUAUUGAAUAUUUUCACAAUAUGACAAUUUAUAGCUGUCUUUUGCCAUUUUAUAAUUUUUCUCUUGUACAAAAAAGUCUGCAGAUGUUAGUUAAUAUUAGUAAACAGACCUGUUUGCUUAUGCAAUAUAGUAAGUAUUAGUAAAUCCUAACAUAAUUUUAACUGCUUGUAUGAGAAGGUAUCUUCAAAACUUGUCCAAACUGGGUUGGGCACUAGGUUUUCAAAUAUGUCUACUACAAGUCUAUUCUUGUAUCUUAUUUGAUAGUUUUUUUACUAUUUAACUUUUAUUUAUUUACUUAGGCUAGGGUAGAAGUUAAAAUAUUUUUAAAUCAAUACAUUUUGUCCUGGUUUGAA
Hydractinia symbiolongicarpus is the source of this 5072-nucleotide messenger RNA. RefSeq names its product ATP-binding cassette sub-family B member 10, mitochondrial-like. Gene Ontology annotation, biological process: transmembrane transport. Gene Ontology annotation, cellular component: membrane. The coding region runs from base 2082 to 4058 and encodes 658 amino acids. NCBI's taxonomy places the organism in Eukaryota, Metazoa, Cnidaria, Hydrozoa, Anthoathecata, Hydractiniidae. The transcript has 12 exons. The record is from RefSeq and is a predicted model, not a curated record. Gene Ontology annotation, molecular function: ATP binding; ABC-type oligopeptide transporter activity; ATP hydrolysis activity.